Molecule: messenger RNA, 1003 nt
Organism: Naegleria gruberi
Lineage: Eukaryota; Heterolobosea; Eutetramitea; Acrasida; Naegleriidae
Product: UBCc domain-containing protein
Exons: 1
Coding region: 1-960 (319 amino acids)
Source: RefSeq, a predicted model, not a curated record
AUGAGCACCAACACUGCUGAGCCACCUACAGAGGUAACAGGAACAAAAACUGGUGGUGUUGAACAAGUCUCACCAAAUAAAACAACACAAAGCGGAUCAUCAUCUGUUGUAAAUAAGAGUCAUCAUGGCAUAAAAAGAAUUAUGAGUGAGAUGAGAGAAUUACAAAAAAAUCCAUCACCCGAAUAUGAAGCACAUCCUCUUGAAGAUAAUUUAUUUGAAUGGCACUUUACUAUAGCUGGACCAAAAGAAAGUGCUUUUGAAGGAGGUAUUUAUCAUGGUAGAAUUAUUCUUCCACCUGAAUAUCCUCACAAACCACCAGAUAUUGUAUUAUUAACUCCCAGUGGAAGAUUUGAAGUAAAUACAAAGAUUUGCCUCUCACUCACUUCCUAUCACCCUGAAAGUUGGACACCACAAUGGGGUAUUAGAACUGUACUAAUUGCACUACAAGGAUUUUUCCCAACCGAAGCCAAAGGUAUUGGAAGUAUUGAUUAUCCAGACAGUGUCAGAAAACGAAUGGCCAAUCAAUCUAGAAAAUGGAAAUGUGAUGUAUGUGGAACUUGUAAUGAUGAAGUACUCAAGACACCCCAAGUUGUAGCAUCAUCAUCUAGUAAUAAUACCAAUUCAAAUACAACUACUGCUACUAUUACUACUAACAAUACGAGUGAAACUAUACAAACAUCUACCUCAAUAAUUGAGGAAUCAACAUGUGAGGAAAAACGUUGUUGUAAUAAUACUGAUCACACUCACCAUCAUUACGAAAAUAAGGUUGUAUCACGUGGAGGUCCAACACCACAACCAGCCACAACCACAAAACCGUCUGUACAAAAAAGUGGAGAAUCAAACACAAAAACAGUACCAAAAAAGUCAACUGUUUGGAUAUUGGAUUUAUUAAUAGUGUUGGUAGCAAUACUUAUAUCAUAUAUUGUGUAUAUUAGAUAUUCUUCUUCUGGAAGGAGAUGAUUGUAAAUAUUUGUAAAAAUAAAAAUUUCAAUUUUAAGAUUUC